This is a messenger RNA of Cylicocyclus nassatus, 678 nucleotides long. NCBI's taxonomy places the organism in Eukaryota, Metazoa, Nematoda, Chromadorea, Rhabditida, Strongylidae. The record is from the annotation of a GenBank genome assembly.
AUGAAAAUGCUUGUAGACGUUCAGAUUAUUGUGCGCAGCUCUUCCGCAUCCCGAUCAGAAAACGAUUUAGGCAUUAACGAUUUCUCUGUCGAAAACGUCUUGAAUGGAAUUUCUGAGAAUGGUUUCCAAAGUGAAUUUGCCAGGAACGGAAUCAUGAACGAAGAUGGCGAUAACAAAUUUAUCGAUGAAGAUGAAAACGACCAGAACGACUUCUUUAACGAGAAUGAAGUAUACGAAAAGUAUUUUCAAAGCGCAAACGAAAUAGAGGGGAGACGCACCUUUUCGGAAGAGGAAAUAAGAGAUAUCAGCGUCAAAGUCAAACACAGUGGAGAAGAAAAGGAGGUGCUACCCCUAUUCGACUGCUCGAAACCCGACGAUCUAUUCAAUACGUACAUGCAGUUGCAGCUGAACGAUCUGUUCGAAAAGGAGAAGCGAGUGCAAUACGAGUGCGAAUACACUAAGAAAGCCCUCAGCUUCCUUAAAUUGCCAAAGGGCUUCAAUUACCUGGAGGAUCAAAAGCUAACGGUAAUGAUACACGAAAAGGCGGAAGGAAAGAAAAUUAAAAGAGGUUUGAAUAUAUACGACCUCUCUACAAAAGUCAGCUGGAAAUUUUUGUGCAAUCUGCAUCAGGUGAGGAGCCAAAGCUAUCAGGAAUUGCAUCAUGCGCUUUUGAUGUGA